Molecule: messenger RNA, 3956 nt
Organism: Onychostoma macrolepis
Lineage: Eukaryota; Metazoa; Chordata; Actinopteri; Cypriniformes; Cyprinidae
Product: gastrula zinc finger protein XlCGF52.1-like
Exons: 2
Coding region: 1102-2190 (362 amino acids)
Biological process (GO): regulation of immune system process; negative regulation of transcription by RNA polymerase II; regulation of cytokine production
Source: RefSeq, a predicted model, not a curated record
CAAACACUCAGAAUAAAGUGAGAUGAUCUGCUGAUGAUCCUGAAUGUCUUGUUGAAUGAGUGUUGAUCGUCUGAGGCUCAUCAAUAUUAACAGCUGCUGAAAACACUCUUUAUUUCAUGACAAUAGUUCCUGUUCUCACCUCAGUUAUUAUGCUGAUGUCUUCAGAUCUCCUGUAAAUUGCCACUUCAAGCUAAUGUCAUUGGUGUCAACAGACUGAAGGUAUUUGUUGCUUACAAAUAUGUAGAUUUAUUUCUGUCUUUAUGCUUCCCGAUGAUUUCCUCACAGUUCUUUAUAAAAUAUUGUGAAUUAGCAUCAGUUGCUUUAUGAUAAACAGAUAUAAAUGUUUACGUUGGUUAAUUAGUAUACGAGUCAAAGACAAAAAUGGGUUUAUAUAGCAAAAAAAAUAAUAAUAAUAAAAAUAAAAAUAAUAAUAAAAACUUUCCAUGCAUAUUUAGAAGAAGAAUCAUUUGAUGACAUGUUCAAACACUGUGUUUAAGGAUCUUAGUGCAGCCCAAAAAUACUAAUUAAUUGUCCAUUUAAAUCUCUAUACUUUGAUACUAUCCUUCAAAACACUAGCUUUUACCCAUUUGCCAGCAAGAACUCUGUAAUCAUUUAAAAUAGCCUAAUAAAAUUAAGUAUGAUCUCUUUUUUAUAUAUAUACAGUAUUUUAUUAAGUACAGGUCAGAAUAACUGUAACUAAUGGGUUUUCUGUGAGUGUAUAUAUAACUUUGGUCAAUUUCAUUUGUUGCAGACUUUGACCCUAUAAAAACAAACUCAGUAAGUGAUAGAUUUUUGAUUUUGGCAGAUCAGCUCCUCUGGAACUCAUCAUCAGUGAAGCUCCUCCCACACUGGAACUCAUCAUCAGUGAAGCUCCGCCCACACUGGAACUCAUCAUCAGUGAAGCUCCGCCCACACUGGAACUCAUCAUCAGUGAAGCUCCUCCCACACUGGAACUCAUCAUCAGUGAAGCUCCUCCCACUGCAGUUCAGCAAUAAAUGCUGGAAGAUUCCCAUCAGUUCAGAAGUGAAGGCGAGCGUCAGAGCAUCAGGAAGAGCUGAAAUCUGAUCAAAGACUGAGUUUAUUAAAGAGGACAGAGAGAAGAUGAGAGAUCCAGAGCCCUGCAGAAUCAAACACACUGAAGAUACUGAACAACAAACAGAGCUGAUGGAAGAGAGCGAGGAGAAUGAAGAACUGAGUGAAGUGGAGGAGGAGCAUCAUGACAAACCUGGAGAAAAACCUUUGAGUCGCUCAAAGACUAAAAAUACAUUUUUAAAGAAAAGAAAAGCCAAUCAAUCUAUCACCUGCACUCAGUGUGGAAAGAGUUUCACAAACAAACAAAAUCUUGAGUGUCACAUGAGAGUUCACAACGGCGAGAGGCCGUUCACGUGUGACCAAUGUGGAAAGAGCUUCACACAACCAACACAUCUUAAAGGACACAUGAGGAUCCACACCGGAGAGAAGACGCACACGUGUGAUCAGUGCGGGAAGAGUUUCCCAUACAAACUAAGUCUUGAGUUUCACAUGAGAGCUCACACCGGAGAGAAGCCGUUCACGUGUGACCAAUGUGGAAAGAGCUUCACGCAACCAGCACAUCUUAAAGGACACAUGAGGAUCCACACCGGAGAGAAGCCGUUCACGUGUGACCAAUGUGGAAAGAGCUUCACGCAACCAGCACAUCUUAAAGGACACAUGAGGAGCCACACCGGAGAGAAGCCAUUCGUGUGCGGUCAGUGUGGAAAGAGAUUCACAAAACAAGGAACCCUUAAAGCACACCUGACAGUUCAUAUGAAUGAGAAGCCACAUUCCUGUUCUGAAUGUGGAAAGAGUUUUUCACUGCUGCGGAGUUUACAUGUACAUCAGAAAACUCACACUGGUGUGAGAGAGUACUUGUGCUUUGAGUGUGAGAAGACUUUUACUACAGCGAGCUCUUUAAACCUGCACCAGAAGAUCCACACUGGAGAGAAACCUUACAAGUGUUUACACUGUGACAAGAGAUUCACUCAGUUAGGAAAUCUGAAAAGACAUGAGAAGAUCCACAGCAGAGAGAAGCCGCACACGUGUGAUCAGUGCGGAAAGAGUUUCUCUAUUAAAAGUCACCUGAAGCUACACAUGAAGAUCCAUUCAGUGGAGAAACCACACAGCGAUGUUCACAAGUCUUCAUCGCUGGAGUCAGAGUCAAGUCUCGAGUGAUUUAAUGACUUGCUAAAAAAAUCUCAUUAAAAAUCCUCAUGAACUGAACUCAUCCUAAUCACAAAGCUCUAGACAAAAUAUAUGAUCUUCUAUGAGAUGCUUUGUAAGGUUAAUGUACAUCCAGCCUGUAAUACAAUUCUACGAUAAGAGAUCUGCCUGAUCUACCAUGACACAUAAGCAAAUAUGUGACACUGAUAUUACAAAACCAUACAAAUAAAGUCUUUCUUUAUGAUACAAGUCUGGGGAAUUCAAUUAAAGUUCCAGGAGGUCCGGUGUCUUCCCAGCGAAGGAGUGGACUAAAAUAAAUAAUUUAUGGGCCAUUCUUCAGAAUUGGUCCAAAGCCAGAGUUGGAAACGUCUUGAAAAAAUUGUAUGUAUGCAUAUUGUAUAAUAUCCAAGGUACACAUUUCUAGUAAUUGUGCAGUUAAUUAUCAUAUUGUAUUUUCAGAAAGUUUUGGAAUAUUUGUCCUCUCCCCAAAUUUGUCACUACCAAAACACAGUAAUAAUAAUUUAAUUAGAAGGGUUAUAUUGGUCUAUUAAGAUUUUGCUUAUAUCUACAUUGUAAAUAUAUAUUUUUGCUAUUUUAUUAAAAAAAUUCAGAGGAAAAUCAAUAAUAAUUACAUUUUUAAUAAUAUUUCAAAUGUAAUUUAUGAGAUUUGUUGUAUUUUGAAUCCAUUUUUUCUUAGUAAAAGGCAAAAAGUUGAUCAUACUGAUUUAAAAGUUAAGGAUUCAUUAGUUUGAAUAUACAUUGAACCAAAAACUAUCAUAACAUCUCAGUUGAUAAUUCAAUAUACUUCAUUUUUGACAAAAUAUCCCAUGUUUCGGCAGUAACUGCACAUUUCCAACAGUGACAGAAAUGCUUUGGUAGCGACUACAUUACAUUACAGAACUUUAACUCACAAACAAAAACACUAUGAAAACAUACUGAAAUAAUAAAAAAAAAAAAAAAAAAACAUUUGCAUAAUUGUACUAAUAUUGUGUUUAUUUCCUCCAAAUUUGAGGAUUAUGUUUUCCCUUUUGUCACUCAAAACAAUAAUGACAUGUUUCCGUAGUGAAACUCCACCGAAUGUUUCGGUAGUGACAGUUUUAGAUACUUUUGAACCUAGCUCAAAGAUGCUAAUCAGCACAUGGUUAGCUAGCACAGUUCUGAACAGUGGUACACAUGUAAAAACUAAAUGUUAUGGAAUAACUCCCAAAAAAGUUUGUUUAAAUGCCGAAAAAAGGUGUUCGGUAGUGAAGUUCCUUAGUUACACACAGAUUUUUUUGACUUUUGAACACAUUUACCUUAAAAUGAUGAGACCUAUCUACUCACACCUUGUGAGCUAUCAGAGAGGGACACAGGAAUAUUUCCUGAUCAUAAAUGUAUGGGUUUAGUUAAAAUUACACUCGGACAAUGGAAUAAAACACACACUGUUUCGGUAGUGACAUGAAAAAUGUGGGGCACAUUUUGUUACAUUUUGCUACAUAAAGUUUCAUAAUAUACAAAGAAAAUAAGAUAAUUUUAAAAACAACAAUAGAAAAAAUACAAAAAUGAUUUCAAUAUAAUUUUCAGAAUAAUAAUGAAAUUUAUGGGUUAGGAUUUCGGGACAGUACCCAAUAAAUGAUAUAUAUUUAACCCUGGACCACAAAACCAGUCAUAAGUGUCAAUUUUUUUAAAUUGAGAUUUGUACAUUGUCUGAAAUCUAAAUAAAUAAUAUUUCCAUUGAUGUAUGGUUUGUUAGGAUCGGACAAUAUUUGGCCGAGAUACGACUAUUUGAAAAUCUGGAA